AUGUCCGACUAUCCACAGAUAACUUGUCUCAGCUCUGAACAACACGAUGAUAAUAUCAGCAAUCACAUGCUGCAUUACUUGGGCUGCAUCAAAGUGGGAGAACGGGCAGGCUUCUUCGACGUAAACCAUCAGGUGUGGGCGAAAGAAUUGGAGCGCGAGCGGGACCGACUCAAAGUCAAUGAGCCACAAAAGGACCAGGAAGCGCGUGUGAAGAACCACGUUGAAGCGAAAAUGACCAAGUGGAAGAAACAAUGCGACCGGAAUAUGGAGCGGUUCGACCAUAUCCGAAAGGCGCUGGCUAGGUCCCCAGACGAGAGAUACAUCGUGCACAACUUCGAAGAGAGCCUAAUGAAGUGGAGAGCUUCAGCCGAAUACGGGGAUGGUGUCAAGCUCAUUGCACAGUCCGGACUCAAUCCUCUACCAUGUUACCUUUCAUCCAGGCCAAAUCAUUCUUCCACCCCGGCGUCGGAAUCAGUGAACCUGGGCGACGAAGACAACGCCAGAGCCAACACACCACAGGCUCAAACACCAAUUUCAGAGCCGCCGGAGGACGAUUAUAAUCCUGAAGAAGAUAUCAGCGUCCAUGUCAUCCUCUAUGAGGACUCAGAGAGCCUCCCCAAGGAAAACUUUGAGGCCAGAGGCCGAGAGACUCACGCUGAACCGCCGGCGAAAGCCUCGAAAGGUAAAAUGGAACUCGAGACAACGAACGUGGCGACUAUUCUGAAGCUCGGGGACAAGUAUGAGAAAUCGCCUAACCGGCUCUUAGAGCUGCGCUCAAAGGAUUCCCUUUCAUAUGUGCACUUUCCUGCGAACAACAUGAGCCGAGCACUUGAUCUGUACUACGGCCAGGAUCCUCCUAGCUUUGACGGCGUCAUCCACGAGCUGCAAGAGCCAUACAACACCAAGACCUACAUGAUGCUUAGGCCACAGUACUGGCGGGGACAAAUGCAUGGGUCUGCAGGCUCGGCGCCCCAUUCUCGCCAUAUGCGGCCCAUGUGCGAGGCCGUUUCUUCUGACACAGAAUUAUUGAGCCAAACACCAAGAAAUAUGGUAUUAUUCAUGCCGUAUCUUCACUGGGAGACUGACAGGUUGCGCAACAAAUUUGCGCUAGAAAUGGAAGUCCUUGCUGACCAAUGGUUCGAGAAUCGCCAACAAAAAGAACAAAAAAGGAGAGAGGAGCGCAUAAAAGCUAGAAAGGCCCUUCACCCCGAUCUUCGCCCGAGCCUUGCACCAAAGAUUCAGCCCAAAAGGAACCAACUCAUAGAGUCGGUCCUCCCAGAUCCAAAUCCUGUCCUUGUUAAACAGGGACUCCGAAUCGAAAAGAAUGGGCGGGUCAUUCUAUCAACAACGAACCCGAAGAGAGAGUUAGGCCAGUUCCUUGUGGAUGCUGCUAGGCUCUACGAGGCUAUGUCAACUUUUCGGGACAGGAGACUGUUGAAGAAUUACUUGAAUUGGGACCCUCCACUUCAUCCCAGGCGGACCCUCGACCAGGCCUACUACUGGACCUUGAACACCACCAAGAGUCGCGACCGUGACCAGGUCGUGUAUCGUGCAACGACAGCAAAGUCAAAAGACUUCCACCAAUUCGACAAUGGAGGUUGGCCUGACCAUCAGGAUCUAUAUGAAAGUCCUUGCCGCAGCUGCACGGCAGGGAUCCAAAAGGUCUCUCGUGUGAUGAUGGUUGACCAACUUUGGAUGUGGGUAUUGGACGAGAAGACGCUCAUAACUUCCUUCCCGAAAAGAUACGGCACUCAGAAGUACGAUUACUCCGGUGUACACAAAGCAAUCCGCACAAAGCUUGACAGAGCUCGUCCCAACCAAAUCCGGUCAGUGUUCGAUUUGGGACUCCUGGUUAUUGACGAAUGCUCCAAUACAUUCUUCGAUCGUGCGCGGAAGAGUGAUCGGCAACCACAGGUCAUUGACCAGUUCUCAGAGGCAAUCGGUAAUGUGUCGAGAAAGGAGACAAUUGCCUAUGACAAGCUUUAUAAGUGGACAGAUAACGCUAACCUUAUCUACCGACGGCCGGGAAACAGUGAGAUGUCAGAACUUCACGUGCCAUUGCUCGACAUCAACCCGGAGGCUGCCUUACACAGAGAGAUCGAGGACAUCAAAGAAGAGCUCGACAUUAUGAUCUACGUUGUUAGAUCACAUCUUUUCGUCUUGGAAAGCUUCAUAACUCAUGUAAAACACAUGCUAGACGUUUACAUUUCGGACGAUAUAUGGGGAGUACUAUCGGAAGCCAUAUCGGGGGCAAGCGCAGAUACGGCGAGGGGGCAGAUGCCCUCUCCCAGCCAAAAUACAACGUCGCCGACGCCUAACGCCAGGCAAGCCCCUCAGCCUACCGUGUAUAACGAUCCAGAAGCAAGGAAGCAAAUCUUUCGUUUCUUCGAACUGAAUGCCAAAGAGGUGCAAACGAAGAUCAAGUGGCGUAUCAAAGAGCUGGAGCAAUUGCGGGAUAGUGCCCUGAGUACUUGCGAAGGCGUGAAGGGACUUCUUGCCCUGAAGCAACAGCAAGCUGGUGUGGUCCAGGCCUGGAUGUCUCUGAAGCAGUCCGAGGAAACCGUCAAACAAGGGCGAUCAAUCAUGCUGUUCACUGUUGUGACAAUCGUGUUCCUCCCAUUGACCUUCACAGCCGCCAUCUUCGGGAUGAAUGCACUUGAACUCGGAUCCAAUGGGAUCCCCGUCUCCAUCUUCAUCAUCGUUAUCACCCUCGCGAUCGCCUUCAGCACGUGGAUCAGGACGUUUCUGUGGUCGAUCUGGCAUGUUGUCGCGUGUGCCAUCGUCACGAAAACACCGAUAUAUGGAAAGUGGUUGGAUAUAGGACUUACUAGUGACAGCGUCCAGGAACACGCCGUAUCCGUGACGCGCAAGUUGAAAAAGCAGGUGAGAGACGCCCGACGUGACCGCCGUCUGGAGGAGCGUGGCAGACACAAAGCGAAGGCUAGGGGUCCAGAAGGGGCAUCAAGCGAUGUAUCUGGGGAGGAUCCUAGUGUUAGGUCUGAACACUCCAAAGGCAACACAACAGCAGAAGCAACUCAGGACGGCACUGCGGAUGAAGAAACGACGAGGCAUCGAUCGUGGUGGCGAUGCAGAAGUUUGAACAGGACAGCAGACAUCCGUCUUGAUGCGCUGUCCCCCAAUGGGGUUCCCUCUGGUCAACGACGUACUGCGGCUACAACAGCAACAGCAGCGGAACAGGCCGUCGUCUAGACUCGGCCUUGACGCCCGCCUUCGGCUCCCCACAGUGGUCGCAACUCUGCCCCUC
Verticillium dahliae VdLs.17 is the source of this 3265-nucleotide messenger RNA. RefSeq lists its product as uncharacterized. The record is from RefSeq and is a predicted model, not a curated record. Gene Ontology annotation, cellular component: membrane. The coding region runs from base 1 to 3210 and encodes 1069 amino acids. The transcript is spliced from 8 exons. NCBI's taxonomy places the organism in Eukaryota, Fungi, Ascomycota, Sordariomycetes, Glomerellales, Plectosphaerellaceae. Gene Ontology annotation, molecular function: metal ion transmembrane transporter activity. Gene Ontology annotation, biological process: metal ion transport; transmembrane transport.